CCCUUGAACGCAUCAUUUCUCCCCUGCCAACGUCAGCCGGAACCAGGAAAUGUCCAGCUUGUUGUGAGUUGUCGCGUUGUUUUUAGCUGUUUCUAUUGUUUUUUUCUUUUUUUUUCUUCCUGGGUCACAAAUGGCGAGCUGCGUGGGACCGCGACUCUGGUCCUCGGCGCUGCUGCUGCUGGUGCUGAUCGGGACGGUCGGUGCCGUGUCCCAACAGGGAAAAUGGGUCGUGAACAUCGACAGCGGAACUCUGAAGAAGCCAAGCUUAUUCUUCUUCACUAAAACUCUGUUCAACAGCAGCUUCAUCCAUCUCAGACUGGUGUCGGAGACCUGCAACUCCUCGUCCCCCGUCCUGCUGAACGUGUCGUGGUAUCUGAGGAACUCGCACUGCUUCAAAGAAGUCGUCAGCCUAGACGUGGAGAAUGCAGGAAAUUACUUCAAUUCAACGAAGGUCAAAAAAGGAGGAGGAAGUGGAUAUUAUGUUUUUCAUCAAUAUCCUGUCAUCACCUGCAAGCCACACAUAGGCCCCAACACGUUUGGCCUGAAUGAGUUUGAGAUGAAAACCCGACUGACGGAAGUGACGCCCCAACAGCCAACCACAGAGAAGACUCCAGGUCGGAGGAGAAGGAGUGAUGCACCUACAGAAUCUCCAAAGCCAAAGGUUACCGCAGUACAGAAGAAGGGGGAUUCCGCCAAAAAAGGAAAAGCUUCCAUCCCUCCUCAAGGGGUCAAUCAGAUGGCUGCUUUACUUGAUGUGGUGGCCGAGACCUGGGAGGACGGACCAUACAUGUUCAUCCUGAGUGUCCAAGAGGUCAAGGACAAGAGCAGAGCCCCUGAAGCCGCUAACCCUCCCACGCCCUGGACUCUACAAUUGCAGAUCAGCAUGAUGGGUCCUCAUGACUACAUAUCAGCCUCUGAGUGGCCGAUGAUGGUGUUCUACAUGGUCAUGUGUAUUGUGUACGUGCUGCUGGCGGUGUUGUGGUUGGCUCUGUCGGCGUGCUACUGGAGGGAUCUGCUCAGGAUCCAGUUCUGGAUCGGAGGAGUCAUCUUCCUGGGCAUGUUGGAGAAAGCCGUCUACUACGGCGAGUUCCAGAGCCUCAGAUACGAAGGCUUGUCGGUCCAGGGGGCGGUGGUGUUUGCUGAGGUGCUCUCUGCGGUAAAGAGGACUCUGGCCAGGGUGUUAGUGAUUAUCGCCAGUCUGGGAUACGGUAUCGUGAAGCCCAGACUCGGGGCGUUGCUCCACAGAGUCGUCGGAGUCGGUCUGCUCUACCUGAUCUUCUCUAUUGUUGAGGGGAUGCUCCAAGUCAACGCUGAUCGAGGAAACUACACCAGCAGUAGAAUUGUGUGUGACAUAGUGCUGGCCUUUAUUGAUUCCUGUGUUGUCUGGUGGAUCUUUGUGAGUCUGGCUCAGACGAUGAAGCUACUGAAGCUGAGGAGGAACGUGGUGAAGCUCUCUCUCUACAGACACUUCACCAACACGCUCAUCUUCGCUGUCAUAGCGUCGAUCAUCUUCAUCAUUUGGAGCAGCAAGACCAUCAAGGUGUCUCAAUGUCAGUCUGACUGGAGGGAGCUGUGGAUAGAUGACGCGUUCUGGCGCUUAUUGUUUUCCAUCAUCCUAUUGGUCAUCAUGUUCCUGUGGCGACCGUCAGCCAAUAACCAGAGGUAUGCCUUCAGUCCUCUGUUGGAUGAAGAGAGCGAGGAAGAGGAGAAGGAGCCCAUGAUGAACGAGGCUUUCGAGGGGAUGAAAAUGAGGGGUGGGAAAAAUGAGACCAACGGCACGGCCAAAGCCAACAAGGUGGAUGAGGAUCUGAAAUGGGUAGAAGAGAACCUCCCUUCAUCGAUGGCAGAUGUCGCCAUGCCCCCCCUGCUGGACUCUGAUGAGGAAACCUUGACGACCAAGUUUGAGAUGUCCAAGAUGGAGUAAAAGCAGAAGAGGACGGACAGACGGAGUGUUUGUGAAACGCAGGGUCUGGUGAACAGACAGCUAAAUAAUAAAGGUUAAUUCUCGGUGUAGAAGGUGGAUUAAAGAGAAGAAUGUCUGUUUCAGAGCACACGUAAAGAAGAGUGAUGGACAAACUGGUGGAUGAGAGAGGGAACGCAAAGGUGAAGGGUUGCUUUUGUCUGCCUGUGAUUUAACCCCUGACUUUAUGAGCUUUGUAAGCCUUGAUUGUACAAACACUGGGAGUAAAAUCAGUCACAGCAGCACAAAGAUCCUUUUUAUUUUCAUUGCCUGUUAGUAUUUAUAUUUCGAUAUAUGAUGUUGGUUUUUUUUGUGACAUAUUUGAUCUAUUGAGGUUCUCUGCUAUAGCGUGGCUUGUUUGUUUUUUUUCACAUGCGGAAAUGUGAUUUUCCAAUUUUGUCUCGUCGGACAUUUUGUGUCUGAGCUCUCCCUGUCAGUGUUUUUUUGUUGGGUAAAUGAAUGAGAAAUAACGGAGAAAAAACAACUAUGUAAAUUAAUAUCUAAAUGGCUUUCGGUCCCUUUGGCUUUGGAUCCAUAUUUUUCCAGCUUUGGCUCCAGUGUAAUUUGUAUUUGAACCAUUAAAGCUGUUCACAUUUGGAUCAUUUUA
Molecule: messenger RNA, 2567 nt
Organism: Cyclopterus lumpus (lumpfish)
Lineage: Eukaryota; Metazoa; Chordata; Actinopteri; Perciformes; Cyclopteridae
Gene: tmem87a
Exons: 21
Coding region: 131-1924 (597 amino acids)
Biological process (GO): retrograde transport, endosome to Golgi
Cellular component (GO): Golgi apparatus; membrane
Source: RefSeq, a predicted model, not a curated record